AGGCUUGUAUGCUCCACAGGAAACCUUGAUAAGUACAUAUUUAGAGAAUAGUUUAUAACCGGUUCUGUAGCUCUUGUUGGUGAGGCCAUAAAUGAUGAAAUUCACCGCGCUAUUGGUAUGAAACAUGUGUCCAAAGAUGGCAUACCAAAAAAGCGGGAGUUUGUCAUUCCAAUCAAAAACACAAACAAACGCAUAAGGGCCACACAAUAUGCAAUAAAUUGCGAACAUUAUAAACAGCAUGCGGGCCAGUCUGAUGUCACUACUAGUGCCCUGAUUCGUGUCCUUUUUCUUAUUGAACGCCUGGAUUCUCUUCUGGGAUUUCCGUACCUUCAGAAAAAUCAAAAGAUAUGCGAGUGCUGUUACACUGACGGGUAUAAGAACGGCAAAUAUGGCAAUACUAACAAUGUAGCUGAAGUCAUCGUGCCGGUUGUACAAACACGUGAAUUGUUUCCUUUCAAAGCUGACACUGUUCCAUCCAGUCCAAAGGAAAAUAUUCCACACAAAGCCACUAAACCAGGCUGCCAUGAUCAUAACUGUAACUGAUU
Molecule: messenger RNA, 545 nt
Organism: Owenia fusiformis
Lineage: Eukaryota; Metazoa; Annelida; Polychaeta; Sabellida; Oweniidae
Source: the annotation of a GenBank genome assembly